Messenger RNA from Zophobas morio, 6603 nucleotides. It is a transcript of the gene Snrk, whose product is annotated as SNF-related serine/threonine-protein kinase. Gene Ontology annotation, molecular function: ATP binding; protein serine/threonine kinase activity. Gene Ontology annotation, cellular component: cytoplasm. The transcript has 8 exons. Bases 279 to 3128 code for a protein of 949 amino acids. Gene Ontology annotation, biological process: protein phosphorylation; intracellular signal transduction. Lineage: Eukaryota; Metazoa; Arthropoda; Insecta; Coleoptera; Tenebrionidae. The record is from RefSeq and is a predicted model, not a curated record.
UCGAUGAUGUCAAAAUCUGUCAGUUUGUGACUAUCGAGUUGUGUUACAAUUUGUAAACAAUUAAAUCCAGAAAACAACCCGUAAAUAAAACACAUAGUGAAUAAAAAAAGACGAGUAUAGUUACUGAAAAUUUAAGUUCAAUUAUGGUUUCAAACAUCAGAUAGGAUUAUUUGGACGAUUUUGUGAAUGGACGAGCUGUGGAAAUAUUAAAUGUCGAUCAGUAUGCAACCACAACUAAUCUCUGGUGCAGUGAAUAAGUAAUCAACUGAAUUGUGAAGAUGCACCGGAGCCUUCGCAUCGGCAGCGGACCUUUGGAUUCCAAUACGUUGUCUGCAUUAAAAUCUGGCCCUUAUGAGGGCAAAAUCGCCGGACUUUAUGAUUUAGAAGAAACUCUAGGAAGAGGUCAUUUCGCCGUUGUCAAAUUAGCGAGGCAUGUUUUCACAGGCGAAAAAGUCGCCGUUAAGGUUAUCGAUAAAAGCAAACUGGACGAAGUCUCAAAAGCGCAUCUUUUUCAGGAGGUGCGAUGCAUGAAAUUAGUACAACACCCUAACGUAGUCCGUUUGUAUGAAGUAAUAGACACAGCCACUAAGUUAUAUUUAAUAUUAGAACUAGGAGAUGGCGGUGACUUAUACGACUACAUUAUGAGACAUGACACGGGCCUAUCCGAACAGUUGGCUAAAGAGUAUUUCAGACAAAUAGUUAGAGCUAUAUCGUACUGUCAUCAGCUGCAUGUUGUUCAUCGUGAUCUCAAACCCGAAAAUGUGGUUUUCUUCGAAAAAUUGGGUGUCGUUAAAUUAACUGACUUUGGAUUUAGCAAUAAAUUCUGCCCUGGUCAAAAACUUGAAACGUCAUGUGGCAGUCUAGCAUAUUCUGCACCAGAGAUUUUGUUGGGUGAUUCGUACGAUGCACCUGCUGUUGAUAUUUGGUCACUGGGUGUGAUUUUAUAUAUGUUAGUGUGUGGGCAAGCACCGUUUCAAGAAGCUAAUGAUUCCGAAACUCUCACUAUGAUUAUGGACUGUAAAUAUAGUGUUCCUCCGCAUGUAUCAAAAGACUGUCAAGACUUAAUUGCUCGAAUGUUAGUACGGAAUCCGGAAAAGAGGGCGACACUUGCCGAAAUAUCUAAGCAUAAAUGGUUAAUGGUUGGCAAACAAGACAAUCCACCUCUUGAUACUCUUCCGUUAGUUUCUAGGGAACAGUUAAUCGAAGAAGAUCAUAAUCUUAUUGUCCAGAAAAUAGUGAACGGAAAUAUUGCCACCAAAGAAGAAAUACAAGAAAGUUUGGAUAAAAAUGAGUAUAACCAUGUCACUGCAACGUACUAUUUGUUGGCGGAAAGAAAACUGAGAUCUAAACGACAAGAUCAAGUCCCAAAAAAUAAAAGACCAGAACACUUGGCAGUACCACAUAAUUCUCCAGCUCCAAAAAGGGAUAAUAAUGGUACCGGCCCAUCGCCUUGUCUCUUGACUGUACCUAGGACGCCUGGAGAUGUACCACAGCGGUCUCGUAAAUGCAGCAUAGUCCAAGAAGAUGAAGAGGAAGAAGACAUCUCAAGUUGUUCAGGUCGAGAAGAACUAGCACCUCCACUCAAUCGAAGAGGUUCUCGGUCAGAAGGGCGCCUGAAUCUCGCAUUACAAGAAAGACUAGCCGAAUCAGAAAGAAGAAAACCCUCGAUCGAAAAGAAAGAACCCUCAGAUGGAGUACCAAAAGUUCCACCACUGCGAACCAUUAAAAAUGACAGAAAAGUCCCCGAGAACAAGAUAACUCAGCCUAAUCAGAAUCUCAAGUGGCGAAUGGGUAAAAGUUCCAGCUUAGCUGAAUCACCGGUCCAGGUUAAAAUCAUCGAGGAAAUGGUCCCCAAAACUGACGUCACUACCACCACCAUUAUCACCGAUUCGUCUACUAUUUCCAUACCGAUUAUAACCACGAAUUCCCCUUUGUCUUGUCAGGCGAUUCCAAAGUACAAAACUAUGCCGUCGCCCACGAGGACCACAAGUAUAAGCGGAGGCGGCUCGCCUCUGCAGUUGAACGAGAUAUUCGAGGAAGGUGAUGGUCAAGAUACGCCGAGACCCACGUCACGCCAGUUUGUCAGCAGGAAUCAGAACAGGACAUCGUACGAACAAAGGCGAUCAAAAUUUCAUAAAGCGCGAACAGCUUCUUGCAGUUCUUCGGAUGCUAGCGAUGACGAUAGCGAGAAGAGAAAGAAGAGAGCACAUAAACUGAACAACACGAGCGCUAAACCCUUCCAGGGGCGCAGGGACAGUCACGAUGAUAGCAGUGACUCGCAGGAGCCUGGCACAGGGGCGGGAAGCGGCGGCAAUAACAACAGAAUGACAACUGUCACGGUACAAAAUAGCACGAGCAAUACUCAACAUUCACACAAAAACGGAAGCACAACGAACAGCGGAAGCACAGGCGGAAGAAAAAAUACCACCCAAAACAAUAUUACUUUGGGACGACGGCAUAAAGCCAGCAGGAGAAGGAACGGCGAAACGAGAUUAAGAGAGAGUCAGUCCUUGAACAGGAUAACGGAAGUUCAGGAGGACGGAGCACACGCGUUAGUUAUAGCCACGAGCGUUGUGGGAACGCAGGGAGUCGUCAACCCUAAAGCACGCGGUAUCGGCGCUAGGAUUCUUCAAGGAUUUAACAUGACAAUGAAGAAAUCUCAAGACGAGAAAGUAACUCACAUAUCCCGAAAGGACACUGUCAAGAGUGCCGAGUUCGAUGGAAUAGAAGUAGAUCGAGAAAAACCGAAAGAUGAUGUAGAGAGUUGCAAUAAAAUCGUUAGCGACCGAUCAGGUUUGAAGAAGAUGAGAUUGUUAGGGAAGUAUUUUCAAGUUCACAAAAAGCUGUGUAUACCUUUGCCGGGGUUGUUUAGUAGAAAUCGGUUAUACAAGGCUCAAUCGUGUAGCUCUUUAGCUCGAGACAAAGUCAGUAUAAAUAACGAAACGAUGUUGCGGUGUCGGCAGAGGGCUGUGAGUGUCAUUCGAAAUAGUGACGGUGAUAUUAAUCAAAACGACAAACCCCAAAGAAAAUCUUCAACGGUUGUACAGUUGAACAAUGUGUGUAACGAACUAACUGGGAUUUGUGCUGUUCAUCUUGGACAAGCGUCGAAAUGUUGUAGUUUUUGUUGACGGUGUAAGUAAUUCCUAAACCAAAGUUAAGUCAUUAGUCGAAUAAAUUGUAGCAAUUUCUUUAUUAAGCUCAAAUUCUAAUCGUCAUUCUUAAGAGUCUAACUUGGCCAAAGUGUAGGUUAUGUAAUCUUUUCCUUUUAUGGUGUCUUAUUUUUAUCUAUUUAGAUGUUGUAAACGAUUGAUUCAUUGGUUUAAACAUUUCUAGUUGUUAAUCAAAAACAAACAAAAAAAACUAAAAAUCAAAUAACAGACAGGUGUUUACGGAUUGUACGUCUUUGUGGAGUUCUAUUUUUCAUGGAUUUUUUUUUAAGAGUUAUUAUUGUCUGCUAUCCGCUGGUCGGGUCCAUUAUUUAAGGUUAAAAUACUUCGAUUUUACUUUAUUUAUUUCGUGUAAUUUAAGAAUUAAUGCAUGCACCACGUAUUGGAUGUUCUUGAAUACUCGAGUCUUCCAGGUUGAUUUAAUUUAGAUUUUUUUAUUAACAGCAAAAUGGAACUAAGAGGAAUCUUUUAAUGCGUUGCUUUUCAAUAUUCCUUGAAGUAAUAAUUUUGUUUGUACACCUUUAAGUUUUAAUUGUUAAAAGAUAUGUAUUUUUUAAAACGCGAUAUUUACACAAACAGCCUACUUUUCAUAUUAUAUACAUAAACUGUUAUCAAUGUCGUGAUAAAAUAUAAUUUUACUUACCAAGUAAAAAACUGUACAAUAUUUGUAUAUAAAUAGGGUAAAAUCCAGGUAACACAUUCAUCUACAACCUAUCAACCCCGACAUUUGUAAAAUUGUAAAGGCGUAAAUGAUAGUUCUAUUAGAACGAAUAACAAGAUUUGGUUAUGAAAUAUUUUUCAUUUUUACAGUUUUACAAUAGGUCGUCGUUUUUAGGGGAAGUGUUUAUUAUUGCUCGUAAAAACCAAGUAAUCGUGGCAAAGAGUAGAGUAGAAAUAACAACUGAAUUAAUUUGUACAGUGCUUUUAUAAAUAUUUCUUUCAUCUAGUACCCUGUGGAAUUUAAAAGAGUUGCAGAUUUGCCACUUCUUAAUAACGCUAGACAUUUUUCACGUUUUAAUUGUUAUGUACAUACUGUGAAUGUGUCAUCCGUCAAAUUAAUUGUGACGUUUUAACUUUCGUUUUUUUCCCAUUAUAGUUUGUUACACAUUGUGAAAGAAACGGAACAAAUCAGUGCUCACCUCGAUGUUAGUAUUAUUUAUGAAAGCUCUGUAAGCAAUGUAAAUAUGACAACUUUUCACAUCAUAUACGCUUGAAAUUUUUUCUGGUAAUUUUGAAACGAGCGAUCAAAUAAAAAACACCUCUAGUUACUUCUCGAUGCUCAAAUGUAUUCUGAACGUAUAGCGUAGCUAUCUUCGUAACAAUGAUUUGAGCUAAGAACGAUAAUAAUUUGAAUAGUGACAGAUAGUCUGCAAAUGAGAGCAACGAUAGAAUUGACACAACGAGUUUGACACUGACAGAUGUGUACGAUACAGUGUACGAUGUCAGCUACGCCAUGUGUUCAAAAAACAUUUGCGCAUCGAGUAGUAACUAGAUAAAUUGAUAAUCGGAUGAAUCUUAUUUUUGUAUUAUUUUGUUUAGGUAUUUUCUGAUCAGUCCUAGUUAUUUGCAUAGCACUGGAAAUAUCAAAAAUUUCGAUACAAAAUACAUCUGCAAAUGGCCGUAUUUAAGAAAAAAUAUUGUUGACAAAACUCUUUUUCAGCGUAUUUUAAUAAUGCUAAUUCAUUUUUAUGAUUACUUGGUGUCAUAUAAAUCUAAUUUUUGAAACAUAUUGGGUAACAAAUUAUAGUAUGGAAUAGUAUUUUCUGCUUGACAUUUCAACGAGUUAUUUACAAAUUUUCAAAUAAACUAUAACUAAAUAUAAAUAAAAUCAUAACAAAUCUUGAAGUGAGGUCAUGUUAUUAAUUAAUAAACAAAGCGUAUUUGCCAAAUUCUAAAGCAACUAUAAAUUUGUGUAACAUAGUGUCAUGGAGAAAUGUUUGAACAUAAUUUGUGAGAAAAUACAGUAUUAGAAAGCUUAAUAUUUAUGACACAUCUGUAUUACAAACAUAUCGGCGUGUUACGACACAGCAUAUAACUCAAAUUUUUCUACCAGAAUCUCCUAUGUUUGAUUUAUUUUUCUAAACAAAUUAUAAAAAAAAUAUCCAAUUUAUGAACAACUUCUCUACAUAGCCAGUGCGUGCCUUUGUUAUGGAAAUUUUCAGCACUGACACACAAUUUUAUAAACCCAUGUAUGUUUUGGCCGAUCCUGCAUACAAAAAGGUUGACACUGAUGGUUGUCUUUCUACAUAUUAUCUUGUCGUUCAUAAGUAGUUGGACUCUUGUAAACUGUAGGGUAUCACUCGUCACAUAGUUAUUAUCAACCUGACAUUUAAAUGAUGGAUAACCUUCACCAGUCAAAUAUCUAUAUCCGUCAAAAAAUGUAUUAAUAUUACAUUGACAAGUUACCUGCUGAAUUUAACUUAUUUUAAUGUAAUCGCGUAUGAGGCUUUUCACUUCAUAAAGCCAAAAAACUGUGCAUGCGCAGAUAAGUGUUGAUUGAGGCACCAAAGAUACCUCCACAUAGAAUUUAGUUUCUGGAUUGUUGUAUGUGUUCAUAUGAUCAUGACAAGGCAAAAUCAAUUGAUUUUUAUUUAUGCUAUUUUGGCCAUGUCAGGAGCAUUUCUAUGAGAUUAAUUCAUGAUAAUACUCUUUUGUACUAUAACCAAUGUUUAAUGGUGUGUUAAAAAUUCCUCUUAUUUCCAAUUUGCUUAACGUUCGUGUACAUAUUUGUUUCUUAUAUUUAUAUUUAAUGAAAUUGUUGAAAGUUUUAGGGUUUUCAGAAUGUAAACGUAUAAGACUGAUUUAAAAUAAUAUUAAUGAACCAAAUUUGCAUUUUAAUAAUUUUAUUGAAUAUAAAUAUUUCUCCAGGUGUAAGUACUCUGUGAAGUUAAUAAAGUAUCUUUUCUUUUACUAUAUGAUAAAAAACAGUGUAGUUCUACAAAUACAGAAUCUAGAGUGUAGUGAAUGUGCAAUAGUUGCAUUGUUUUCAGUGUUAUAAAAUGUUUAACUGUGUGAUUUUUAGAUAUUUUAAUUUCAAUACACUGAUCUGAUUAAUCCAUCAAGAUAUAUAUCUACGCAUACUUUUCGUUUAACAAUUUAUCAUGACCAAGUAUUGACUUAACUCUUAUCUGACUUCGUUUUCUCUGUUAAUUUAGUUUUGUACGAACUCGUACGGAUAAGAGUUAAAUAACAAACUUGUAAGGUAUGUGCUAUGCACAAAAUUUCCUGUGUAAUUAGCUCAUAACAUUUCUUUGACAUUAAGUAUCAACCAAUUUUAAUUUAUUGUAUUUAAGUGUAACUCUCUUUACCUAACACUUUUGUGUGCCUUUGUUUUGUAGAUGCUAUUUAUUGAUGUCAAGCUGGUCUUGUCGUUAGUAAUAGUUGUCUCUUUGUAUGCAUCUGUGUGUGCACCUAAUGAAUAAAUAUUUAACAGGCA